CAGCGUUGUUUGUGGUCACCGCCAAAAUUUGCAGUAAUUAUUUUCAGCGGUUCGCUGAGGCCAAACAGGUACGUCUGAGCAGGCCUUAACCAUACAAAGCUUCCCAGAAGAAAACCCCGUCGAUCUCCUCUUCAUCUCCACAAUUAUCGAGUGCUUCUUCUCUUCCUCUCUCGAUAUCUCUAAUGGAGAAAGAAAAAAGUGCGGCGUUGGCGUCUUCUCUGCAGAAACUACAUCUCGAUUCGGAACCCAAGCCCAAGGCGAUUAAAUCAUACAGAUCCCCUUUUGAGAAGUCUAAGCCUGGGAGUUUAGUCAGCUUAUGCCUUGGGCUCUUAGGCCGACAUUUUGAGGAUAUUAUUCUGGACCUCACAGAGAUUGCUGCAAACUUUCCUCCUGACAUUAGGCUCGCAAUGGCAGCAAUUGCUAGGAGAAGAAAGUUAUUGAAUGAUGAGGUGAUCAUAUCUUUGGCUGAAAGUUCAUGGGAAAUCCUGGAUAUCUCUGGGUCAGAAGUUUCUGAUUUCGGCUUGGCUAAAGUUGCAGAGAAAUGUAAAUUUCUUCGAGCUGUGGAUAUAAGCCAGUGCAGCAAUAUUACUCCAUUUGGUGUCUCAGAGCUUGUACAACAUUGCCGUUCAUUGGAGACAUUAAGAUGCGGAGGGUGCCCCAGGAGUAAUUACACUGCACGCAGAUGCUUGAGUAUUUUGAAGCCAAAACUAAAUGAUGUAGAGGAGGAAUGUUGGGAGGAUCUUGAUAGCAUGGAUAUUGCCAAUGGGGCACAGUCACUGCGCUGGCUUGUAUGGCCAAAGAUAGAUGACGAUUCGAGGGAGAGCUUGGCCGCUGAAUGCCCACGGAUUAUAGUGAACCCAAAGCCAUCACCCUUAGGCUUCAGAGGGGUCGAAGUUCCUAAUGAAGCAUUACCUGGCAUAGCAUUGGAUGACCCCAUAGUCAAAGACAUUGACCCAAAGACAUGGGAGGUUUGUAGAGUAGCUGCCCCAAGGGCCAUUUUGCCUUCAACUCACAACCCCAAUGAACUGCCCAUGGCUGAGAGAUUUAGGCUUGCAUUUGUGGAGAGGGAAGCUCGGUUAGCACCAAAGAGGGCAAAGAAUGCAAGGCAACAUAAACGACGUGCAGAUAGAGAGUGGGUAAUGAGGAGUGCAGAUGCAAAGUCUAUAGCAUUGGCCUCACAGCUGAGCAAGUCCCUGCAUGGUCGAAGCUGAUAAAUUAACUUGUAUAUAUUUGAUCAUGGUUUCUUUUUCAGUUGAGAACUGAAUUGGGAGGGUGUCAUUUGCUUGUAUGUUUAUUGUUUUGGUGUGUACAAUAAAAUUCUGGCAUGCUGUGUACGAUAAAAGAAGGAAUUAGUUCGGUUGAGAGCGUUUGGAUAUUUCUUGACUUCUGGAUUAGGUAGGUUAUGAAUUAUGAUGGCCAAGGUGGUUUCGCCGGCCAAAAUUUUAUCUGCCGUGCGCUCGGGAGAAACGGGAGGGAUGAAUCCGGUUGAAUCGGACAGAAAAAUACAAAAAAUUAAAAGAAUCCAUGCAUCUAACCAUCUAGGGACAAUCGCAGGCUUUGAAAAGGAGAAGUUUAUAGUUUCUUUUAAUGGCUGACGCAAUUGUUUUUAGGGCCAGCUUGUGCAGCUAUUAUUGAAUACAUCUGAAAGCCCUUCUCUACUGUAAUAUUAAUAUUCCUUUUGUUCUUAUCUUCUUAUUCCUUUGUAUGAAUUUGGGCCUUUUUUUA
This is a messenger RNA of Nelumbo nucifera (sacred lotus), 1725 nucleotides long. RefSeq names its product RNI-like superfamily protein. NCBI's taxonomy places the organism in Eukaryota, Viridiplantae, Streptophyta, Magnoliopsida, Proteales, Nelumbonaceae. The record is from RefSeq and is a predicted model, not a curated record.